UUGUAAACCGCUCACAUUACUACAUAAGAGAACCCUACCCCAUUUCCUACACUUUUUUACUCAAUUUUAUGCUCUUACACAAACCCACAAAGAGAUGAACAUCAACAACUACGUUUUUUCUUCAGAUUUUCAGCCUGCAUCAAUGUCAUUUUCUGUUCAAGAAACUUGCCCUAGAAUUGAAUCCGAGAGUCCUGGCAGCGGUUUUUACAGUUUAAACCGCCAUCAGAAUCCCAGAAAGAAGCGCACCAACAUUAUCGGAAUCGAUAAUUCUCUUGGCGUCAGAAAGCCUAAAUGUUCUAAGAAACCAGACCCUAAUGCUCCCAAGAUCACAAGGCCGUGCAGUGAGUGCGGCAAGAAAUUCUGGUCUUGGAAGGCCCUUUUUGGGCACAUGCGGUGCCACCCUGAGCGCCAGUGGCGCGGGAUUAACCCGCCGCCCAACUUCCGGCGGUUAGAAACCCUUACCGCUUCCGUCAGCACUGAUCGGGAAGCCACCGCCUCUGGUGUGACGGAGGAGGAUCAUGAGGUGGCUUCUUGCCUACUAAUGUUGGCUAAUGGUGUUAGUUCUACUGCUGCUGUUUCUGAGUCACCAUCUAAUUUUCGAUUCGAGUGUUCGAGUUGUAAGAAAGUGUUUGGCUCUCACCAGGCAUUAGGUGGUCACAGAGCAACUCACAAGAAUGUCAAAGGUUGUUAUGCAAUUCACAAGAAUGUCGAGAUCGGAGAUGAAGAAGAGCAAGAGCAAGAACAAGAACAAGACUGGAUUCACAAUGGAAGCCACGUUGAUCAAUCAAUAUUAGAUGUGAUGGGCCACAAAUGCAGUAUCUGUUUUAGGGUUUUUUCAACAGGUCAAGCCCUAGGUGGGCACAAAAGGUGUCAUUGGGAGAAACUAUCAGAAGCAGCAGCAUCAGGUUUAGGACUCAACCCUGCUGAACCCAAGGAGGCUAAUUGUGGUUUGGAUUUGGAUUUAAAUUUGAAUUUGCCUGGUUCAGCACCGGCCCCGUCCCGAGUACCAGUUCAUGAAGAUGAUGUCUCUUCAUCUGCUUCAUUUUAUUCUUCAGGUCUGGAAUUGGAUUUAAGGUUAGGACUUUGAAGAAAUUAUG
Olea europaea var. sylvestris is the source of this 1097-nucleotide messenger RNA. Its product is annotated as zinc finger protein ZAT3-like. NCBI's taxonomy places the organism in Eukaryota, Viridiplantae, Streptophyta, Magnoliopsida, Lamiales, Oleaceae. The record is from RefSeq and is a predicted model, not a curated record. The coding region runs from base 95 to 1087 and encodes 330 amino acids. The transcript has 2 exons.